AUGGGCUGGGUAUACAACCUCCAAACACCCGACCCGGACUCCCACAUCCCUCGGGUUAUCGCAGUUAGCAUGGUAUUUGCGGGCGUGGCAUGUUUGACCGUUGCGCUGCGCUUCCAUGUUCGCAUCUGGGUCAAGAAAGCCGUUUGGGUAGAUGACUUUGCGGCGUUGUUUAGUGCGCUUAUGGCGGUUGGGUACGCUGGGCUUAUAGUCGCUCAGACACGCUGGGGACUAGGACUUCAUGAGGACUACUUCCCGGCCGCGAAUAGUAUCCCAUUUGCUAAGAUGCAAUACGCCGGUGGACCCGUAUACGCCAUCUCCUUGCUUGGAUUCCGAAUCUCGCUUCUAGCAUCCUACCUGCGGAUUGGGGGCUUCGUCCGAACGUAUCGAAUGGUUAUUGUUGUCGCCAUCUUGGCCUGUGUCUGUAACCAAAUUGCGUUUGGCAUUGUCAUAUCGUGCGGGUGUAGGCCGGUCGCCCGUCAAUGGGACCCCUCAAUACCAGGUACGUGCAUCGACACAGUCGCAUCGUACUAUGCCCUUGCGGCGACGAGUCUGGCCUUCGACGUGGUUAUCAUCGCCCUUCCGCUGCCGAUUCUGGCGAAGUUGAAGUUGAGAUUACGGCAGAAGGUCCUCCUCGGCGUCCUCUUUGGCCUCGGCUUCUUCAUCACAAUCAUUCAGAUCAUCCGCAUCUUCACGGUUAAGAACCUCGCCACAUACGCGAACAGCGAGGCGAUUAUCCUCUGGUCGAUUGUUGAAAUUGGGCUUGGGGUCAUAAUAAGUUGCAUCCCAACCUACGGCCCCUACUUCCGCUCCUUCAAAAUGAAUAUAUCGGGCUACCGCCGGCGACGCACGCAGGGGACAGGACAAUACUAUGGGAGUUCCGACGCACAAUCACGUUUGCACUCGCAGUCGAACACGCAAUCAUACAGGCUUUCAUCCCGCAAUAUGAGCCGGGGCCGGACCGGCGGGCGAGACCGAGACGGGGAUCGGGUCUAUGACAACAGUACCGUGCCGACGACGACGGUGGGUGCGGUGGCAGAAAGGAAUAGGAUGGGUGAUAAUGAUUCCGAGGAGAUUAUACUGUUUGAUCGGGAGGACGAUGGCGCGGAGCAGAUCAAGGAUACGGGGAAUGGGAAGGGGAUCCAUAUUGCGACAGAGGUGAGGGUUGAGAGGGAGUAG
This is a messenger RNA of Aspergillus puulaauensis, 1176 nucleotides long. Its product is annotated as putative integral membrane protein (Pth11). Bases 1 to 1176 code for a protein of 391 amino acids. Lineage: Eukaryota; Fungi; Ascomycota; Eurotiomycetes; Eurotiales; Aspergillaceae. The transcript is spliced from 6 exons. The record is from RefSeq and is a predicted model, not a curated record.